Messenger RNA from Daphnia pulex (common water flea), 1486 nucleotides. RefSeq lists its product as uncharacterized. Bases 661 to 1347 code for a protein of 228 amino acids. The transcript is spliced from 2 exons. The record is from RefSeq and is a predicted model, not a curated record. Lineage: Eukaryota; Metazoa; Arthropoda; Branchiopoda; Diplostraca; Daphniidae.
CUAGUCUCUAGCAGACUAGUCUCUAGCUGACUAGUAGACUGAGACUCUCUCUCUCGUCACCUUUUACUGUAAUGAUGUGGUUUGGGCAAGACGCCAUAAUCGCCGAGUAGAACUAGGGAAGAAAAAAGAGAGGAGAAGGGGGCAUCAAUGUUAAAUUGGGAAGCGGAUUGGACCCGAGUUCGCAACAACACGCGAUUAUUGUGACAUGCAAAUCCGUGCUGGAUCUGUCAGAUUUGAAGGCCGGCGUCAUCAACCGUCCCAAGGAAGGCCGGAAUGCACUGCUGUGCUUCGUCGAGCGCCGGUUCAAAACUCUUCACACGUUCAGUCAAGUGGACGCCGAUGGUGCCCAGCUUCGACUUCGUAUGAAUCUGUCCAUCGCCGACCACGGAACCAGCGCUUCUCCUCUGCCUUGCGACUACGAUACGACCAGCCCCAGUUCCGUCCUCCAGGCCAGCUGAAUGAAGCCGCAACCGGUCGAAGGCUGUUUUACUGAUUUCGUUUUGUUUUUACCCCCGUCGGAACGGGGACGUUCCCGUGAUAGAUUUGGAUAACGGCCAGGCCGAAGACUCUAAGAAUAAUAAUAAUAAGAAGAACAACACCACCAACAGGAGCAGCAGUGUCCACAUUCACAUAGCGGCCGGUGGAUGGGCGGAAGAGGAGAUGAGUCAGCCGCGCGACGUGGCCCUGGUUCUCAAAUCGGCCCAACCUGUCGUUUGGAUUGUCUCUUCCACCUCUGUCCUGACGAGCUCGCUCAUGAUCCUGGCAGAGCACCAGGCGGAGAUUAUCGGACUUUCAGCCCGGCAACAGGCCGACGUGCGCAGCAACCGGAAUCUACCGUCAGAGUUUGAUCUUUUGAUCUUGUCGGUGACGGCCGAUCCCAAUCCGCCCGUCUCCUAUGUCAAAGUGCCGCCGGCCCCCAACAGCAUCGAGAUAGUCAUCGGAGAGAAGCAGCAGCAGCAGCAACUCCGCCUUCUAUCGUCGAGUAAGAUAGACUGUGGGGUCCAUUUGAGAGUUGUCGCUUGCCUCAUUCAUCCUCCGUUCUUCCUCCCUGGUAGCACGCCUCUAUCUAUAGGAUGUACGUCGCCCAUCUUUUGCAGCCGAGUGAGAUGUCUUAACCCGACGUCCAUAGGAUUGCCUAUGUCUAUACUAAUGUCGCGCUGUAAGACAUCUAAAUGGGUACGGCUUACAGCCGUCUUCAAAAGACUUAAAUUUAAGCAAAAAGAAAAAAAAGAAACGUUUCUCGAUGGGCGCGAAACCACGUUCUUUGGAGUGGUACUCCAGUGCUCUACCCACUACACCACUCUAUAUUACUUUUUAACUGUGUUUUGUUCAACGGCUUUAAAUUAAUACUAGCAGUUAAAAUUAUGAAAAUGUAAAGUCCUUGUCUUCCUAAGCUAUCCUGUGGACAGAUAAUUUGGACAUCUCACAGACGUCAUGUUACGUCUGUCUGUUAAGCGUCUAAUUUCUAGACACAAAUGGAUGUCCG